AUGAUUGUCUCCGGCUUGUCGUUGGCGACUCUUGCAAUAUUAGUGGGUUCUGUGGCUGCACUUCGCUCCUUGAAGCUCUUCUUGGACUUUCGGCGGCUACUCGGGAGCAUUCACCACCUGCCAGGAUACCGAACAAUUCUUAGUUCAACAACUGUGAUCGCAAACAUGCUUCCACCGACGCCCUGGUUGACCUUAGGUCAUGAUUGUAUUUGGCUGCUGAAGCAUACCCCUUUCGCAGAGGGGGGCCUCGAUAUAAUUUCCGCUGUGGCAUGUUGGCCUAAAGCGACGGGAUCGCUUUGGAUAGCAGAUGUCAAUAUAAUCAAGGAUAUUGUCUGGUCUCGUGGAGCGCGCUUCCCGAAACCUCUAGACCAGUAUACCCCCUUGACAUUCUUCGGAAGAAAUAUUGUUGCUUCCGAAGGCGACGAAUGGAAGCGUUACCGCAAGAUUGUCGCACCUGCGUUUUCAGAAAGGAAUAACAGAUUGGUCUUAGAGACAACAAUGCAGAUCAUGGUCGAUCUUUUUGAUACAGUAUGGGCCGGACGAGAUGAGGUGGUUGUAAAUCACGCCGUAGAUUUGACUUUGCCAAUCGCCUUGUUCGUGAUCGGCGCUGCAGGCUUUGGCCGCCCUAUAUCCUGGAAAGAGGACGCUGUGAUCCCACUCGGACACCAGCUGACUUUCAAAGAUGCCCUCCACACAGUGACACAAGACCUUUACCUUAAAUUAUUAGUACCGACAUGGGCCAUGGGACUCACUAAACGUUUUAGGCAUGCAAGACUUGCAUUCGAUGAACUGCAUCAAUACCUUACUGAGAUGAUUCAAGAACGUCAAGGGUCCCAGCACCAAGAAGAUAAUAGCGAUAUAUUAUCUAGUUUGUUGGCAGCAAAUGACGAUGAAAAAUUGUCACAGGGCGAAGUAAAGCUAAGCGACAGCGAACUAAUCGGCAAUACUUUCAUACUUUUGCUCGCGGGUCACGAGACCACAGCACAUACAUUGGCUUUUGCGUUCGGACUGUUGGCUUUAUAUCCCGAAAAGCAAGAGGAAUUGUACCAGCACAUCAAACGAGUACUACCUGAUGGAAGACUUCCUUCAGGCUUACAAUGUUUUCGACAGACUUACGAUGAUAUGCCGUCACUGGCCUACUCGUCUGCCGUGUUUAACGAGACACUACGGAUAUUCCCCCCUGUCUCCACCGUGCCAAAGUCAAACGCGGAAGACACGACCUUCACCCUCACAGAUGCCCACGGGACGAAGAGAACGGUCGCUGUACCUCGAGGAUUUGCUCUUGCGCUGAACAUAUCUGGGCUUCAUUAUAACCCUAAGUACUGGGAAGAUCCAUACGCGUUUAAACCUGAGCGAUUUUUGGGUGACUGGAAUCGGGACGCAUUCCUCCCCUUCAGUAGUGGUUACAGAGCAUGUGUGGGACGAAAGUUCUCGGAAACGGAGGGAACGGCUGUUCUGACCGUUGUACUUUCGCGAUAUACCGUUUCAGUCAAGGAUGAGCCGCAGUUUGCUGGUGAAACAUUUGAGCAGCGUAAGACGAGAGUACUUGACGCGCGAAGUCGGCUCACUCUAGCACCAACCCGCCUUCCUCUGGUGUUCAGACGAAGAAUUUGA
Molecule: messenger RNA, 1614 nt
Organism: Suillus paluster
Lineage: Eukaryota; Fungi; Basidiomycota; Agaricomycetes; Boletales; Suillaceae
Product: cytochrome P450
Exons: 18
Coding region: 1-1614 (537 amino acids)
Molecular function (GO): iron ion binding; monooxygenase activity; oxidoreductase activity, acting on paired donors, with incorporation or reduction of molecular oxygen
Source: RefSeq, a predicted model, not a curated record